Molecule: messenger RNA, 2147 nt
Organism: Gadus morhua (Atlantic cod)
Lineage: Eukaryota; Metazoa; Chordata; Actinopteri; Gadiformes; Gadidae
Product: flocculation protein FLO11-like
Exons: 2
Coding region: 251-1984 (577 amino acids)
Source: RefSeq, a predicted model, not a curated record
UCUAUAGUUCUAUUUAGAACAAAAAAAGAAAAUCGUCAAUGUUGGUCGACAUCCAAACAACUAUCAAAUACUAACCUCAUAGCCACCCUCAUUCGGCACCGAGCUGAAGUGCUGAAAUGGUGUCAGCUCUGUUUAUUGGAGCAGCCAGGGCGCUCUGUGGGAGGCCUGACAAACAAGGGACACCAACAGAGAUAGGGCAGAGCCAUCGAGAAGGUGGAACCAUUGCAAAACAGCCCAACAAAAGCUUGCCAUGGUUCACUUGUGUGUCUCCAUUUCCGCAGAGGGUCCCCGGUUGGAGUCUGUACUGAAAGAAUCGUCAAGAAAACCCCGGAAAGGUAAGAAGACGACUUUUGACAUGACCACCUCCAGGAACCCGCCUUCAAGAACCAGGAUGUCCUCGUCCCGUCAAGACCGCGGCUCCUGUUCUUCUACAGCCUCCUGUCCCGUGUUUGCGGGCUCCUACAGUGACCAGGAAGAAGACCCUCCACCACGGCACAGGUCUUCACCCCUACUCAAAACCACACUCUCCAAACUUAACCACUCCACACAAACCACCCACAAUGGCUCCCUGCCCAGCCUCCAGGGAUCUGAAGCCUCUCUGCGAGGAGCAACCCCGGCCGCACGAGGCGCCCCUUGGAACCGAAAAGGAUCUCUAACCGGACUCCAGAAUUCCAUAGCAAAACUGAAGGGUUCCAUCUUGGGGCUGAAGCGUCGGUCGAUAGGCCCCCACCAGAACUCUCCAGCUCCGUCCAGCUCUACUGAAGGAAGCUCCAGCUCCAGCCUGCUGAGUGUUAGCUCCAGUGAAGACGAUGGCAGCUGGGACACCAACAGUUGGAGCUCCGGGAUCACCUGCCUUCUACGCCACCCUGCCGAACAGCAGGGCAGCCAGGGCCUCCAGAUCUAUCCGGGCUCCACCGGUAAGGGUAAAGGCGGCCAGACGUCUGAUUCUGACGCGUCAUUGCCCGAGGUCAUUUACCAGAAUCUCACCUUCUCUCGGCCCAUCGAUGAACCCGAAGACGCACGUUUUGCCCAGAGCGCCUCCUUCCUGUCCAAGAAGAAAGCUCAGAGCAUGUUCAUGUCCAACAACAGUCCAAGUGUUUCACCAACAACCGUGAACCAUCAUAAGAGGGCCGAGAACCGGCUCAAGUUCUCCCAGUUUUUGAACGAGGUGACAUGCAGGGUUCUACAGUUCAAAGAAGGCCGUCCUCAGCCCGGCUCCACCCUCCAACAUGGGUACCAAUCCCCGUCGCCUGAGCCACCAUCCACUCCUUCUCCGCUUCGACCAUCGUUACCACCAACAACCACAAAAACAACCGCUAGAGUCACAACAACGGAACCGCAGCCCAUGGCGGGUAUGUGGCGCAGCCCAACCACGGCGGACCUCCAGAUGAUCCAAGAGGAGGAUUCCAGGGACUUGGCCGGCUCCAUUCAUCGCUGGAGCAAGUCCCUGCCCAGCUGCCGGGUCCUGGAGCCUUCCGAUGUACCCAGGAAGGUGAACAGAGAGAGAUAUUCAUACCCCGAGCGUGACCUGGCACUAUGUACGAAGAUCCAGUCACAGCCGUCCACAGGCCGGCUGUAUUUGGAGACAGAUAUUGACAGGGUGCGACGGCUGGAUGAACUGGCGGCUGACGGCACCCUGGUGACGGAUGGGCAGGAGAUGGGGUCGGAGAAGCCUGACGAGGGUGAGGAAGAAGAAAGGGAGAGAAUAAGGGAGCCGUUGUGGGAGAAGACUGGGCAGAGGGCUGAUGCGACCGAUAAGGAGGAAGAAACGAGGGAGAAGCCAAAGGAAAUCCACUCGAAGAGAGACAGACGGAAGGAUAAAGGGAUGGACAAAGUGUCCGAGAGGCCAAGUGGGGAAGAGAGAGGGGUGCCGGGAGAGAGGGAGAGGGGGAGAGAGAAGCGGAAAAAAAGUGGUGUGGGACAGUCAGGAACCUCCACAUUCCUCUGGAUCAAGCUCCAAUGGGAGGAGAACCCCGGGCCCUGAUCUGCGGUGGCCAGAGGGUUUUCCCAGGAUGUCCUACAGGUCCACCUCCCUGCCGAGACCUACCUUCAGCACUGAGUCGGGUGGAGAGAUGCAGCGUGAAGCCAGGUUAGACACGCUCCUCACUUUUCCCUUCAUCUUCUUCCUCUUCUUCUUCGUCUUCUUC